AGUGCUUCUAUGGCGGACGCGGUGUUGUCAUGUCAAUUCCUUCAUUGAUUUCUCUCGUGAUAAAACAAUAUUCUGAUGAUCAUUGUUAGGAUUGUUUUUUUGCCAAGUGAUUGAUUCUACAUGUUUAUAGACUGACUUUCUUGUGACUGGUUACUAUUUGUUGGACACAAUAGAGCACCGUGCUAGAUAUGGCUACUCCUCAAGGAAAAACCAGAGGAGGCAGCUUGAAUAAUCUGCCUAACGGCUGGAGGAGGGAAGAAAUUAAAAGGAAAAAUGGUACCAGCAAGGGGAAAAUUGAUGUAUAUAUCAUAUCACCUUCUGGAAAAUCAUUUAGAUCGAAAAAAGAGCUGGCUCAAUAUUGUGCGGAGAACAAUUUAUCUUUAGAUAUUGAGGGGUUCUUUUUAAAAAAGAAAUGCCCUCAGAAUUCUGCAGGGAGACCUCCAAAGAACAAAGCAUGUACUUGGUGUGCAGAGAGUAGACAAGCAUUGAAGUACAUCUUACCUACACAGCAUGGGAAAAAGGAAUUUUGCUCUGAAACUUGUCUUUCCGAGUUUCGCAAAGCAUACAAUAAGGGAGCCUGUAGUCAAUGUGACAAUGUUAUACGAGGCACUCCAGUGAGGUUCGAACAGCCAGAUGCUCCACCAAAGGACUUCUGCAGCACUACCUGCCUCCACAAACACCAGCGGGAAGCUUUGGGAGAGUUAAAUGGAGGUUCAUCUUCCCCCACCACCAGCCCCAUAUUGCAGCCAACACCAGUCCCAACCACCUUCAUAUUCAACUGGGAGUCUUAUCUUAAGGAGACCAACAGUUCAGCUGCCCCUACAGAAUACUUUAAACAGCACAUGCAUCCCCCUGUGAAUGAGUUCAAGAUCGGUAUGAAGGUGGAAGCUCUGGACCCAAGGAACUUAACUUCCACCUGCAUCGCCACUGUGGUAGGAGUGUUGGGUCCUAGAUUGCGGCUCCGUCUCGAUGGAAGUGACAAUAAAAAUGAUUUUUGGCGACUCGUCGACUCUAAUGAAAUUCACCCCAUUGGAACCUGCGAGAAAAAAGGAGGAAUGUUGCAGCCUCCUUUAGGAUUCCGCAUGAAUGCAUCAUCGUGGCCCAUGUUUCUGCUGAAGACACUGAAUGGAGCAGAGAUGGCGCCUUCGAAGAUCUUCAAGGAGGAACCGCCGACUCCUAAAUCUAACAUGUUCCAAGUGGGAAUGAAGCUUGAGGCUGUCGAUAAGAAAAACCCACAACUCAUAUGUGCAGCUACUGUCGGUGCUGAAAAAGGGGAUAUGAUUCAUGUGACAUUUGAUGGCUGGAGGGGAGCUUUUGACUAUUGGUGUCGUUAUGACUCGCGAGACAUCUUCCCUGUGGGUUGGUGUGCCAAGAGUGGACACCCCUUACAACCUCCGGGACAGAAGAUUGCUACAGGAGCCAGUAGGUUCAAGACCAGAGUGUGCAGUAUACCUCCUACUACAGGGGCUCUUGAUGGUUCACCUCCACCUCAGCCGUUUCCUAGUGAGACAGUGUCCUCCACGACCAACAAGAACCCUGCUACUGCGACACUGCAUGUAAACCGCCAGUGUUCGUGUGGACCAUACCUAGACCCUAGCAAGGUCACUCAGCUGCCAACACAGUUUGGUCCUGACCUCGUCUCCCAUGUGGUGCGGGAGAGUGUUCAGAGUUUGGUGAAUUGUGCCUUUGACCAAAAACAGAUCUUCGGCAUGCUGCGCCAAGGAGACAGUCAAGUGGAGAUAACAGCUUCAUUUGAAGGCAAGACAGUGACAGUGAGGCUCCCAGUGAUAAACAAGCAGGAUGAACUUACUAGCUUCCUAGAGAUCCUGUUUGAGGAACUCCUGUGUUGUGAGCAGCUCUACUCUUGUCAAUCCAGGAGCUCACCUUGUGUCAAGUGUGCCAACAACAAUGUUGUCAAGAGAGCUCACCUUGUGUCAAGUGUGCCAACAACAACGUUGUCAAGAGAGAUCUUAGUUGAGGAACUCAUGUGUUGUGAGCAGCUCUACUCUUGUCAAUCCAACAGCUCACCUUGUGUCAAGUGUGCCAACAACAACGUUGUCAAGAGAGAGUCCGUUGAGGGUGUGAGAGAGAAUGGUGCGACCAAACGUCGAUGCUCAGCUGAGAGCUCAUCAGACAGUCUGGGAGUUGCAGGAGUUCCUAUGCCCAGUGCCUCAAAGCUACCCCGCAAGCCUGUUGAACAAGAAGUGGCCACCUCUACCACACAAUCUGAAGGUCCUCCCAAGCUACCAGCAGACCCCAGUGAGUGGACCGUAGAGGAUGUCAUCUCACACAUCUCCCACACAGACCCUGCGUUGUCUGUACAUGCUGACCUCUUCAGGAGACAUGAGAUUGACGGCAAAGCCCUGCUGCUCCUCAACUCUGACAUGAUGAUGAAGUACAUGAACCUCAAGCUGGGGCCGGCCCUCAAGAUCUGCAACUUGGUCAGCAAGAUCAAACACAGCGGCCGCCGCCACUACCUCCUGUGAUACGUAUAAUUGGUGCCACACUCUCAGGGCUGACUUGUACCUGACUCAGUGGUCCCUGACCAUUGGCUGUUGACUACUUUAGUCAACAGUGUGCUGCCGGUGUAUAUAGCUGUCUACAAAGUAUAUUAUUUGCCUUUCACUCUCGCUGACUCAGCCCCACAUGUAUUCACAUGUAUUCAUAUUUAUUUGUUAUAGUAUAGUUUGUUUUUCUUUCUUUGAGUUUAUUGAUACAAUAUUAUUUUUGUUGUGAGUUGGUGGGUAUGAGGACUCUGUUACUUUUGAAGUGUUGAAAUAUUGUUUUCCUAAUCAAGGUUUGGUAUUUAACUGAAUUGACAUCCAUUUGAUGGGUGGAAUGGUCAUUUUUUUUUAAGUAAUCAUGCCCACUUUCUUAAUGUUUGAUGAUCUUAGGGAUUAAUAUUUCUUUAUAGUACAGUAAGAUAGUAUACAUAUGUUUUUUAUUCCUAGUUAUUAUGAUGUUUUCUAAAAUAUUCAUCCCUAGUUGGUAAUACUUUUUUUCAUUAAAGUCUUAGGACAAAAACACCUUGUAAAAAAAUACAUUAUAUGUACAUUAUAAAUUGAAGGUAAACAGUUUAAAUUAAUGUUCAUCAAGAGUAUAUUUUCGGGUUUUUCGGCACCUUAUAUUUUAGGAUUUAAGUAUUUUCUAUGCAUUAGUUAGUUAUUUAUUAAUCAUUUUAACUUCAGGAUUGCUUAUAUAUAAUUAAUUGAUAAUGUAAGGUCUUACCUUACAAUCCUAUUAUUGUAUUGUACUAAACAAUAUUAAUUUUGGUCCGAACUUUAGUCGGAGUCUAAGUAGACCAAAUAUUUAUAGUAGAAUCCACCAGCUUUAAAAACAUGAAUGGGUUUUGUAGAUUAAAUAGUAUAUUCACAUUUAACACAUUACAAAUUACUGUCGUCACGAAUAUGAUACAAAGAUUAUGGGCAAAAACCAUGAUAAUACUCAUCGGGUGCGUUCUUUGGUCUACUUAGACUCCGACUGAAGAUGGACCUUUGGGUCCAAAACUAAUAUCGGAUAGUACAAUACAAUAAUAGGAUUACUAAGGUAAGACCACAUUACCAAUUAGUUAUUUAUUCAUAAACAUUUAAUUUUUUUUUUAACUAUGUAAUAUGAAAAUUUUAUGUUUAAAUGGAGAUGAUUAGCGAGGAUUUUCACCAUGAAAUGUUUCUAAUCUAUUAAAAGUUGUUCUGUCUUAUCAAUGAUAUUUUGGCUGGCUAAGCCAAUUUUUUGUCAGUUUGUUCUUUAUAGUUAGUUAGUUUUGUUAUAGUAUUUGACCAUUUACUAUGUUUUUUGUAAUCCAUCAGCUGUAACUAUUCAAAAUUAGUUGGCUAAUAUGAAAACCAAGUACCACAAAAUCAAUGGUGUUUAGUAAAUUGGGUUAUUAUUACUUGCAUCGCUGGUUUAACUCCUUUGUUCCUAAAUGUAGUAAAUUAUGUCAUUGGAAAUGUACCGGAUUGGUAUGGCAAGUCUGUGAUUGAUUUAGAUUAGGUUUUUUAAAGACUGAAAUUUCUUACAAAUUCACUUAAAAAUACAGCUUUGACAUAUUCAUUAAUUGUUACAGUUUAAUAUUUGUGUUUAGUAUUUAGGUUUAACAAUGGCAAAAUGAAUGUGUUUUAUUUAAUUGUUAAAAUUACCUCUUCUAUAUUCAAGCAGAUAUUCUGUAAAUUGAAAGGGCAAACAAUUUCUGACCUAGAAAGUAUUUUUGUUGUAAGAAUCUAACGAUGUAAUAUCUUAUUUGUAAUUUGUAGUCUAGGUCAUGUUUCUUAUAUUACCUAAAUUAUCCUAAUACACAUUUUAGUUUUGUUUAGUUUGGGUGUAAUUGUUGUAUUUAGUUUACAAACUGAAUAAAUUCUCAAGAUGCAUACAAACGUAAAGGUGAAAUUGUCUACUCAAAAUCGUGAAAAGAUAGAUUUAAAGAGAUAUUUAAAGUAAGAUAAAUCUCGAAAUAUUUUUAAGUGUUAUUAAGUUUGUAUCAAUUUUGUUACUUGACUGGCUGGGUAGCUGAGUGGUGACAGUGCUCGCCUAGCAAUCAAAAGUUUGAUGGUUCAAUCCUCAGAAGUCGGUAGCUCUUUGAUUUUUGGAGAGUGGAAACUGGAACAACUGUCACUGAUCAUUAAGCUUUAAAUAAAUGGCCAUGACUGAUGAAAUAGCUGAUCUUAGUCAGUAACAAAGCCACACAGAUCAUAUUACACCAUUCUACACUCAUCCUUCUUUCAAAUUUAAAAUAUGCACAUAUUAUCUCCAUAUCAAUGAUUGAUAGUUUAGUUGAUAAUUUUAAUCUUUAUUCUAAAAAUUGCUACAACUUGUAACAUGAGAAUGGAAGCUUUAGGUCUAUCAAUAGUGAAAGAUAUUAUCUAUCAAAUGAUAAUCUAAAAUACAAUCCAGAUUUGUGUCAAACUGAUAAUACAAUGUUUAAGAAUGUUACACAUAUUUAUAAUAGUAUUUAUCUUAACAUGUGGGUAUUUGUAAUUCAAUGAAUAAACAUAAUCCAUGCACAAUAUCGCACUAGUGAUAAAAUUAUGUAAAAUGUACACCAGUUUUGUCACCAAUAGUAGACUUAGUAUUAUUGGCAGGCCAUAAAAACAUGCUAGCUCAUUGCAAUGUGAUAUAAAGUUGUUUUCAUUGUUUGAUUUGUUUCAAAACAUUGUUUUGUUGUUUGAUGUGCCAAGUGCUGUUCGACACCUAUUAUUAUUUCAUCACAAGUUGUUUAAGGUCCACAGACUUUAGUAUCAAGGAUUUGUGUCUUAUAGCCGAGCAAUAUUUUUACGCAUUUUGUGACAGAAAGUACCGAACCAAUCGUACUAUUUUUGUAUAUGAAAAUGUAUUAUGGUUUAUCAAUCGUAUGAGUAGUAAGACAUACCAAAUGUUGUAAAAUUGUGUUACAUAGUAAAUAUGUACAGGAAAUGAAAUAUACAUAGUUAUUCUGCAAUA
Macrosteles quadrilineatus (aster leafhopper) is the source of this 5433-nucleotide messenger RNA. RefSeq names its product polycomb protein Scm (gene Scm). The record is from RefSeq and is a predicted model, not a curated record. The transcript has 18 exons. Gene Ontology annotation, molecular function: DNA binding; protein binding. Gene Ontology annotation, cellular component: nucleus. The coding region runs from base 189 to 2486 and encodes 765 amino acids. Gene Ontology annotation, biological process: regulation of DNA-templated transcription. Lineage: Eukaryota; Metazoa; Arthropoda; Insecta; Hemiptera; Cicadellidae.